AUGACCUUAAAUUUAGCUACAACAACAACGCGGAAAAACACCUUCGAAGUGAGUUCGUGGAAAAGUUUGCUAUGCAGGUGGUGAUAACAUGAUUACCUGCACAUUAUCACCUGAUUGGUAAUACGUAAAUAAAUUGGGGAAAGAGUAAGACGCAAGGAGUAUUGCAUCAAAAAUAAAGCAGGAUGUCUUCUGAUGGUGACACUUUGGAUUCACUGAGAAAAUUUAUGCUUGAGCAGACUAAGCAAAAAAAUCGAUUUAGUAGACGAAACAGGCUGGAUGAAAUUGUAUCUGGCUUGUAUGUAGGUGACUGUUCAGCUGCAACAUCACUAGAAUGUUUACAUGUUCUUGGAAUCACCCAUGUAUUGAAUGCUGCAGAAGGCAUUGACUUUAACCAGAUAAUGACAGGACAUGCAUUCUAUGAGGGUACUGCUAUUAUUUAUCAUGGUAUUUCUGCUGAUGACAAAGACACCUUUGAUUUGCAAAAACAUUUUGAGGAGGCAGCAAACUUUAUAAGAGAUGCUAUAGGUACAAAAGACCACCCAAAAGGAAAUGCAAAGAUUCUGGUACACUGCAUGGCAGGAGUGAGUCGGUCUGCUACAUUUGCAGCAGCAUAUCUAAUGAGAGAUCACAAACUUAAUGUGAGAGAGGCUCUUAGAACAAUGCUUGAUAAAAGGGUUAUUUUUCCAAAUGAUGGUUUCUUUAAAAUGCUUGCUCAAUUACAACAAACAGCUUGGGUAUGAGAAAUAAAGUUAUUUAAGCUUAUUGUUUUUAUCACUGGAAUGAUUUUUGCCAGCAUGUUUUGUGACAGAUGACUAAACCAAGCUGUUGUGGCAUGGUGAGGGUUUAUGCAAUGACAAUACUACAAUUAAUUAUAUUUGUUUUAUAAAUCAUGAUUGGAAAUGUAUGAUAUGUAUAGUGUAUAAAAAUGUGAUGUUUGACUAA
Rhopilema esculentum is the source of this 942-nucleotide messenger RNA. Its product is annotated as dual specificity protein phosphatase 3. NCBI's taxonomy places the organism in Eukaryota, Metazoa, Cnidaria, Scyphozoa, Rhizostomeae, Rhizostomatidae. Gene Ontology annotation, cellular component: cytoplasm. The record is from RefSeq and is a predicted model, not a curated record. Gene Ontology annotation, molecular function: MAP kinase phosphatase activity; protein tyrosine/serine/threonine phosphatase activity. Gene Ontology annotation, biological process: protein dephosphorylation; negative regulation of MAPK cascade.